ACGAUCAUUUACAAAGAACACAAUGAGACUGGAUGUAAUCACAAAAAAAGAACAAUAUCCUAUGACUAGUAAGUAGAUAAUAACUUAUGCCAAUGAUAUUAGGAUGGAGCCUAUGGAUUUGAGUUUUAAAUCCAUCAUAAAAGUUUUGGAAACAAAAUUAUACACAUUUUUUGUUUCAUUUAUUACAAUUUGUAGAUUUGGGUUCAAAAUUUUUAAUACAUUACAACCCUUUAAUUUUUGCAAAUUAAUUGUUUAACUCUAAUAUUGUUUUUCGCCAGUUCCAGUUUCAUUUCUAUGAAAUUAUAUCUACAUAAUGUGUAUACUAGUUAUGGUUUAGCUAUAUAAUUUCUUCUAGUAGUAAAUUCUUACAAAAUAAAGAUACGCGAUAAUGGACAAUCCAUACUCGAUUAAAUUCACAUUUGUAAACCCAAAUUUCUGUAAAUGUUGGAGCGUAUUAGCAUUUACAGAAAGUUGAGAAUACGUAUAAACAAUGGUUAAAUUCGAUUGGAAGGUUAUUUCUUAACAACAAAAUAACUUAAAACACUAAUAAUUUAGAAAUAUUCUAUUUUGAUAGUAUUUAGUUUAAACAAUAAGUAUAUUUAUUUUUUCUAAAUUUUCUAAAUAUGUUAGAGAAAACUCAUAUUAACGGUCACAUUUUAUUUAACGUUAAACUGUAUUAAUUAAUUUUUUAUGUACACUUGAAAAUACGUUUAUGUUUGUGUUUGAGUGUUUAAUCUCUUAUAAAUAUGAGAAAAAAAUUCAUUCUAAAAUACCAGAUACAAACAUUUUAAUAUAUUAUAUUAAUAACAUUUGCCACUUAUUUCGAAAACAUUGGCACAAUGGCUCACACUUCUUCCCGAACUACUAUUGUAUUCAUUGUUGUUGCUUUGAUUUGUGCGUUCGUUCCUGCAUUCUCUGUUGAAGAAGCUGAAGCAAAAUCACUAUGGGAUACCUGUCUUCUUAAAAUCAGUCCAAAAUGUGCGUUGGAUAUAAUUGGUGUUGUCUUUGAAAAUUUAACCAUCACUGAUGCAUGUUGUCAUGAUCUUGUACAAGAAGGAAAAAUGUGUCACGAUACUCUUAUCAAAUAUAUUGCUGAGAAGCCGCAUUUAGUUGCCCACGAAACAGAGUAUUUGAAGGAAAGUGAUGAUUUGUGGACUCAUUGUGUCUCAGUUUCGCAAACUGCUUAAAAAUAUGUUAUGCUUGUAUUGAUCUACAAAAUUUUUAUUUAACUAUCGUUAAAUUUUAUUUGAUCAAAAAUCGUGGAUCAAACAGUAUGCAAUAUAAAGCGACCAUCAAGUGAAUCUCAUUCUAAAUGAAUCAAUACAUAUAUUAACUCAAUUGAAAAACAAUGUGCUAACCAUACAAGAUUGUUAAACUAAUAACAAGACAUAUA
Molecule: messenger RNA, 1393 nt
Organism: Brassica rapa (field mustard)
Lineage: Eukaryota; Viridiplantae; Streptophyta; Magnoliopsida; Brassicales; Brassicaceae
Source: RefSeq, a predicted model, not a curated record